GAGCAUGCGCAGUGGUUGCUACCUGUCGGCGCGCUUACAAAAUGGCCGCCUGAAGCCGCUUCACGCCGUUUCUCUCGUUGCCGGGUGUGGAGUAGCCGGAGAUCUAGAGACGGGCGGAGGGUGACAGUUUGUGACCGAGGCCGCACUCGUGUCUGUGGUGAGAGCGAGGUAAUAGCUCGGUGAGGAAGUGGCGGGAGUCUGGGCCGCGGCAUGGCGGGGAGAGCGGUGUCCGGUCACCGCCUGACGGGAGGGCCUCCACACUGGAGUGCAGGCAAAAUGGCUAAACGUGUUGCAGACAAGGAGCUGACAGACCGAAACUGGGAUCAAGAAGAAGAGGCGGAAGAUGCUGGAACUUUCAGCUUGGCGAGUCAGGACGUUUUGAAGAGCAGAGAGAUUAAGAAAGCAAAAAGGAGGAACCUUGGAAGUGAGUCUGAAACUGGUGGAGCCUUCAAAGGAUUUAAAGGUUUGUUUGGAUUACCAAGCGGAGCCGCUGCUGAAUCUGGAGUGAAACCGGCACACGGUUUUACCAACGGAAAUGGCAGCACUUCCCUGUUCAGCAGCUCAAAGCCGGCAGUGGAAAUAAAACCUUCCUUUGGUUCUCUCUUUACAAAUGGUCCAUCUUCAGUCACUGACGGAACGUCUAGCGCUGCAAGCUUCAAUGGAGAAAGACCGUCAUCUACCUCUAGUUUUAGUUCAAAAAAUGACUACAACAAACAGUUAACAGCCCUGAACUGCUCCGUGCGUGACUGGAUUGUGAAACAUGUGAAUACCAAUCCCCUGUGUGACCUUUCACCAAUCUUCAGAGACUAUGAAAAACAUUUAGUCAGCAUCGAGCAGAAGUAUGGAGGGAGCACCGACAGCGGAUCUGAGAGCGACAACUCCAAGACGACCCCGACCAUUCCCACGUUUGGUUCUCCGAAAUUGGAGGCCAAGCCGGCUUUCCAUUUUACUAUCAAAGAGAGUAAAUCUGAACAGACAGGACAGCCUACCCCGGAGAAGACUGCUCCUCCAGCGUCCAUCUUUUCAUUCAGCUCAAAGUCAGACACGUUUGGCUCUGGGAAAGCAGCGGGAUUCUCUUUCACAGCAGGGGCUGUCAGUCUCUUUGGUAAAGAUUCCAAUAAGGGCAGUACUGGGGCACCUUCACCCUCGCUCCAAGCAGACUCCAGCAGCAAGAACGAGGAUUCAGCUGUAACAGGAGGCGGGGAGGAUGAGGAGGAAGAGCUGCCCAAAGUAAUCACUCAAACUGUAACAGAAGAGGAUGCUUUCUAUUCCAAAAAGUGUAAGCUCUUCUACAAGAAAGACAAUGAAUUUAAAGAGAGAGGUGUAGGCACGCUACAUUUGAAACCUGUAGGCGAUCAGAAGACUCAGCUUUUGAUUCGUGCAGAUACAAAUCUCGGUAAUAUCUGGGUGAACAUUGUGAUUUCAUCCCUCAUGCCGUGUUCAAGAACAGGGAAAAACAAUGUAAUGAUUGUUUGCGUUCCCAACCCUUCCAUUGAUGAGAAGGAACCACCAGUUACCAUGCUGAUCCGAGUGAAAACCUCGGAGGAUGCGGAUGAGCUGCACAACAUCAUCCUGGAGAAGAAGCGAGCCUUAGAGACCAACAAAUCGGAGGGAGAGGCCAACAACUCGGGAUUAUAAUUUUUUUAUUUUAUUUUUUGCCAAGUUGCUGCUUAUGACUGAGCUUGGAGGGUUGCCAUUCAUUGAGUUCUCUAUAGACCUGCACACCUUCUAAGUACAGAAAGAUUGUUCUCAUAAGUUUUGUUUUGUCAAGAAAGGAUUUGAAUGUUAAUAAAAGCUUUACGGGAAGUGGUGUAUGGAUUGUGUGGAAUGAAUACAUGGUGCGGAUAAGUACGUCCCAUCACAAAGCCUUAGCUGGCCGUCGCACAAGAUGAGUUUACAGAGAGAUGGACGUGGUCAGCAGAAACCAUCUUGGCUAAACCUUUUUAUUUUCACUUUAAAAUCCACCUCUUGGAUAACAUCUAUGAAAGUGGACUUGUCUCCAAAAAAACAACUCUGAUGUCUUAAAUUGAAACCUAUCGUUUUGACUGCAGCUCGUUUUAAUUCCCAUCCCCCAAAGCCAGAUGUAGAGCACCCAACUAAUCUUUUUACAUCCUAUCCAAUAUUGCGGCCAUCAUUAUUGGUGUGGGGGCAGGGACAGUAUACCAAUAAAUGGCCAUAUAAGGAAGAAUUUUAGUUGUUAAUGCUGCAAAUUAUAAAAGGAUUAUGCCAAUGUA
This is a messenger RNA of Pseudophryne corroboree (corroboree frog), 2234 nucleotides long. It is a transcript of the gene NUP50, whose product is annotated as nucleoporin 50. Bases 211 to 1638 code for a protein of 475 amino acids. Lineage: Eukaryota; Metazoa; Chordata; Amphibia; Anura; Myobatrachidae. The transcript has 8 exons. The record is from RefSeq and is a predicted model, not a curated record. Gene Ontology annotation, cellular component: nuclear pore. Gene Ontology annotation, biological process: protein import into nucleus.